AUGAGCGAAGGUGGCACAAAGUUGAAAGCAGCGGUUCUCAUCGUUUCCGAUACUGCAUCGAAAGAUGCGUCGACUGAUAGAUGCAUUCCGGUCCUCAAAGACGUCUUCGAUAGCGUCGGGGAUAACCAAUGGGAGCUUACCGAGAACCAAAUCGUACCGGACGAUGUCCUCGCGAUACAAAAGACCAUUCGCUGGUGGACAGAUGGUCCCGAGCCUGUCAACCUAAUCGUGACCAGCGGAGGAACAGGAUUCGCCACGAAGGAUGUUACACCCGAGGUGCAGCAGGACAAGGUCACCAUCACCACCAUGGACACGGACAUGGACACUCCCACGGACCUGGCAGUCAUGCCGGCCCGCGACCUCACACAAAGCCGGAAGAGCGACCUCAGUCUAAUGACCCCACUGCAGGACCCAGUAGCAGUUCCAGAUGCUCUCAAGCUUAUUUCCGAGCAAACACCGACCCCCACCGUCGAACAGGUUCCAGUCAACAUGAAGCUUGGAGGCGCUGUACUGGCUGAAGAUGUGAAGGCCGCCGAGUCUGUCCCUGCCUUUAGAGCAAGUAUCGUAGAUGGCUAUGCUGUCAAGAUCCCGAGCUCGGGCAAGUUUGAAAAGGGUGUCUAUCCAGUCACUAUCAUAUCGCAUGCUCAGCCAGGAGAAGUCAAGGAGCUCAAGGAUGGGGAAAUUGCGCGUAUCACGACCGGUGCACCACUACCACCUGGUGCUGACGCUGUCGUUAUGGUCGAGGACACUAUACUAAAAAGUCAGACGGACGAUGGGAAAGAAGAGAAGGAAAUUGAGAUUCUCACUGAUGAGAUCAAGGCGGGUGAAAACGUUCGUGAAGUAGGAAGUGAUGUCAAGGAAGGCGAAAUCAUUCUGAAGAAGGGCGAGGGCAUCACAGUCAUAGGCGGCGAAUUCGGCUUGCUGGCUUCAGUGGGCACUACGAAGGUUUCGGUCUACAGGAGGCCAGUGGUAGGUGUGUUGAGUACAGGUGACGAACUCAUUGAGCACAAUAGAGAAGGUCCUCUGAGGCUGGGUGAGGUCAGAGAUACAAAUCGACCAACGCUCAUCACUGCUGUUCGAAGUCAUCGAUUCGAUGCUAUCGAUCUUGGGGUCGCAUCAGACAAGCCUGGGAGUCUAGAGGCAACUCUCCGCGAUGCUCUCCGCAAGUGCGACAUGGUCAUCACGUCCGGUGGCGUUUCGAUGGGCGAGCUCGAUCUUCUCAAGCCCACCAUCGAGCGGAGUCUCGGUGGCACCAUCCACUUCGGUCGCGUGAACAUGAAACCAGGAAAGCCCACGACCUUUGCCACUGUGCCCGUCAAGGAUGACGACGGGCGCCGCGUGGACAAAGUCAUUUUCAGCCUUCCUGGCAACACGGCAUCUGCCAUCGUUUGCUUCCACCUCUUCGUACUCCCAUCCCUGCAUCAUCAGGCUGGCAUCAAACCAACGGGACUGCCAAGAGUCAAAGCUACGCUGGACGGGGAUAUCAGGAUGGACAAGGGACGACCUGAGUAUCAUCGCGCACUCGUGGUAGCCAAAGAGGACGGGCAGUUGUAUGCAACCUCCACUGGCGGACAGAGAAGCUCACGCAUCGGAAGCUUCAAGGGUGCGAAUGCGCUACUCUGUAUCCCUCAGGGCGACGGCAGCCUGAAGAAAGGCGCCAACAGUAGAUGCGCUGCUCAUGGGUAA
Molecule: messenger RNA, 1686 nt
Organism: Parastagonospora nodorum SN15
Lineage: Eukaryota; Fungi; Ascomycota; Dothideomycetes; Pleosporales; Phaeosphaeriaceae
Exons: 4
Coding region: 1-1686 (561 amino acids)
Biological process (GO): molybdenum incorporation into molybdenum-molybdopterin complex; Mo-molybdopterin cofactor biosynthetic process
Cellular component (GO): cytoplasm; cytosol
Molecular function (GO): molybdopterin molybdotransferase activity
Source: RefSeq, a predicted model, not a curated record